Messenger RNA from Lethenteron reissneri (Far Eastern brook lamprey), 3351 nucleotides. RefSeq names its product transmembrane protein 151B-like. The record is from RefSeq and is a predicted model, not a curated record. NCBI's taxonomy places the organism in Eukaryota, Metazoa, Chordata, Hyperoartia, Petromyzontiformes, Petromyzontidae.
UGGCUGGAGGGCGUGCGUGCGUGCGCGCAGCAAGCAGCUCGCCUCCAGUGACCACGAGACCCAGGCAGCAGCAACAGCAUCAGCACAAAAUGCAUUAGCAGGAGCAGCGUAAUCACUGCCACCACCGGCGUUUUCAUCACACCAUUAGCAGCAGCAGCAGCAACAACAUCCGUGAAAAAUGUAACGAGGAUCAGCAUCAUCAUUGCUACCAGCUUCAUCAACAGCAUCAGUUGCAAACUGCGUUAGCCGGAGCAGUAUAAUCACUGCUACCAGCUCCAUCACCAACCAUCACGAGAGCAUCAUCAAUCAUCAUCAGCAGCAGCAGUACCAGCAGUAUCAUUCGCACCAGCACCAGCAGCAGCAGCAUCAGCAUCAGCAGCAGCUUGAGCUGCCCGUGAUGUGUCAGCAGGCUGCCCGUCUGCAGGCGCGGGCUGGCUCGGGGCGGGGUGGUGCGGGAGCGGCCCCAGCUCGUCGCGGCACCAGCAGCUGCUGGUGCUGGUGGUGGUGCAGUCAGCACCGCCAUGGUGUCUCGCGGUGCAGGGGACAGCAGGAGCGAGGAGGCGGGCACCCCGGUGGCCAGCGAGGGGGCAGCGACCCCGGGCUUGGAGGCUGUGCCACGCUGCGAAUGGAUGCGGGGAGAGCAGCGCCCGGUGCAGCCUUCGCUGGGUGCCUCUCUGUGCCGAGAGAGCAACUGGAAGUGCUUGGUGCUCACCAUGCUGAUGUACGGCUGCCUGGGCGCCUUGACGUGGUGCGACCUCACCACCGUCACCCGGCUUGCCUUUGACCAGGCGCACACGGGCAAGACCAUGGUCUACCACGAGAGCCCAUGCGCCAACGGCUACGUGUACAUUCCGCUGGCCUUUCUCGGCAUGCUUUACGUGGUGUACCUCUUCGAGUGCUGGCACUGCCAGACUCAGAGCCAGCGGCAAUACAAGGUGGACGUGAGCGGAGCCUACGAGCGCAUCCGCCGCCUGCAAGAGGCGAAGCCCUGCCUCUGGUGGCAGGCGGUGAGCUACCACUACGUGCGGCGCACCCGCCAGGUGACGCGCUACCGCAACGGGGAGGCGUACACGAGCACGCAGAUGUACCAGGAGAGGGUGACCACGCGCGUCUCCGAGGCCGAGUUCGACUUCUCGCACUGCGGCGUGCGGGACGUCUCCAAAGAUAUCUACGGGCUGGAAAAGUUCCCGGUCACGAGGCUUCACUUCACGCGCUGCUUCAGCUUCGCCAACCCGGAGUCGGAGAAUGCGUACCUGAACCAGCGCGCCCGCUUCUUCCGCGAGAACGAGGGCCAGGACGACUACAUGGAGGCCAGGGAAGGCAUGCACCUCAAGAACGUGGAGUUCAAAGAGUUUGUGAUCGCCUUUGCCGACCCAGACAAGCUGCCUUGGUACGUCUCCCGGCCUGUCUUCUGGGCAGCCGCCCUGCUGCUGCUGUCGUGGCCACUGCGCGUGUGGAUGGAGUACCGGACUGCCUUCGUGCACUACCACAUCGAGAAGCUUUUCGGCCUGGAUUAUAGCUCUCCGCCCGCCGAGGCCACCACCUACCUGCGCCUGCCACGCAUCAGCACAAUGGACAGCGCUGACCUCGAGUGGCACAUCCGCAGCAACCGGCAGCUCGUGCCCAGCUACUCCGAGGCCGUGCUCAUGGACAUGACGGAGCCGACGGCCUACGCCGCCAACUGCUCUUCGUGCACGCCGAGCAGCCAGGCGCGCUCCUGCGAGGGGUGCCGCAGGGCCAUGAGCAGCUCUUCCAUCUUCUCCCGCUGCGGCUCUGGACUUUCGUUGCGGGACAGCCGGCGCUCAUCCCUGCGGCGUGCCCUGCGAGGUUCUCGGCCAAACUUUCUUUCGCGCAGCGCGAGCAGCCGCGCGCAGCUGGGUGAGGACACCAGCUGCAGGACGUCCCGUUGCCUCUCGCAGCAGAUUUCCCUGCAGGAGGACCCGCCGUCGUACCAGGACGCGAUGCUCUUUCCCGUCGUGAGCCUCAGCGGAGCCACCGAGAGGCGGGCGUGGGUGGACGGCUCGCACCACCCACGCAGGAACGCGUGCGUCGAGACGUUCCUGUGAACUUGUCUUUGCCAAAGCAGCUUUCACUUGGAGCCUUUGUGUUAUAGUACAUGUUGAUGUCGUACAUAUGGAGGGGCCGUAUAAGGUGGCUUCUUAUGCUGUCAACGAAUUUGCUCGAUAAUAGAGGGGUUUGCACUGCCUUAUUCAUUGAAUUGGUGGUAGAGUUGGGUACACGUGAAAGAUUAGGGUUAAGGAGCAAGAUAAUGCUGACUGAGCAGCUUUACUUUGGAGUUAAGAGGGUUAAGGUUGUUCACCAAUAAUAGGCUGGUGGCGAUAAUAAUACAAUUAUGGCUCCCUUACGAAUAUAAGACAAUGUGUAGAAUGGUUUGAAGUCUAACCCUUUAUCUUUUAUAAAUGGUACCAUGAAAAAUAAUCAUAGGGUUUCCCCGUGCUGGCAAUACAAUAGGUGUUAAGAUAUUCAAACACCAAAUAGAUAAAUUUUGCAAUGAAUCAAGUCUGUGGUGAACAUGCAAACAUGCUCUUAUAAUAUAAUAUAUGCAUUGUCUUUGAAACUGAAUACGCCCACACCAGAGACAUCCUUCUUUAUGGCAUUGUAUCACCAGUGGUAGACCAGAGAACGCCAAAAGGUGAACGAUACAAAGACAAUGCACGUAUCAGAGGAUUUAUAACUCGGGGUGAGCAGCUAUAUCAUCAUGGGAUAUAGCAAAAAGGUCCACUGAAACGGUAACAUUUUGCUAUGCAAAAAGUUGUAUAGCUUUUCAGUUAUUAUUUCACUAUUUUGUAUUAAUUGUAUGUAUUGCAUAUGUAGACAUGCAAGGAUACUUGCAUGGUGAAAUGCGUGGAAAGUAAUCUUGCAUGUCCAUCAAUUGAAUGGUGAAAUGGACCACAUUGCGGUUGCUGCUGUGAAUUAAAAUUUAGAAUUUAGUCCGAGUGGUCGUGAACGUGUCGAAUUAUUGACACAUCGGCCGAUUGAAAUACAAUUUCAGAUUUUGCUUCGAAAGAACUGCUUGUUUUGAAAUGCUGUUAACUGCAGUUUAUAAUCAACUGCUCGAUUUCUGAUUUGUUUUUAAGAACUGUAAACAUAGACCUUUUAAAUUUUUAGAAUAAGUUCAACUGUGAAUACCAGUUGCUGCUAUAGGUUGGCGUGUGUUUUGUGUGUUCUAUAUAGAGUACAUUGACAUUUAGGCAGAGACGCACCUCCAGUCAUGGGCGACGUGUGAUCUGUAGCCCUUCGUGUUAUUUAUUCCCUUGGAUGUGCUGCAGAUGAAUCGGUUUUUCAUGACGACAUUCGUUUUGAAUAAAGUUUGCGUUUUGUUUAAAGCUA